ACGUAAUAACGUACCAGCUGAACAAAAUAUAAUUCCAAUUUCGCUUGUACCUCAGGACAUGCCUGAAGACAAUGAUCUUUCACAUAAGGUAAUCACCGGAAGAAAUCAAAUGAUUGAAACCACGGAUAAAGGCAAAAUGGUUAUGGUACGAACCAUACUUGAAGACAUUAGUCAAACUGCUAUACACUCUAAUGCUUACCGUCAUCAAACUAAUAAUCCGGAACAUUUAUUUACUUCAAAUGAUCACAAUCAACACCAUAAUGACCAUAUUAUGCAUGAACAUCCUUUACAUGGCGCGGAAAGUCCAACUGUGGACUUCAUUACUUCAGAAGUUACAUUUGAUACUUUAUCAGCAGAUUCUUCAAACAUCUCAAAUACCUUACAUAUUAUUGACGUUAAACAGGAAAAUAAUAAGUAUGUUGUAAUAAAUAAUAACCACAACAGUGAUUUGCAUAGCUGCAUAGAAGUCCCCUCAAUAGGAAUAAUGAAUAAAAUGUCUUCAGAUACCGUUGAAGUUACAUUGAACCAACAUCAUCAUAUUCAACAACAACAAGAUCAGCUACAAUAUAAACAUCACUACAUAAAUCAACAUCAAUCGAUUAUUGCUCGUAACCAUAUUCAACAACAAAAUUCGAUUAUAAAUCAACGUCAGAGUCACAACUCUCGGUCUCUUCAACACUCAUCAUCUCACCAAGAACCUUUAUCUGUUAUUGUGCAACCACAUGAUGACUCUCAUGAUUCUUCAACUCAGAUUUUGAGCCCAGAGUUGGGUGUAGUCGGUGUUGUGGGAUGUGGUAGCUCACUCAGUGAGCCAUCCACAUAUCAGACACUAACAUCUGUGAAUCAACGUUUGCAAUCACCUGGAUUUAGUCCAACAUCAUCUUAUGCGACAUUAACACCUUUACAACCUCUACCACCUAUAUCAACUAUGUCUGAAAAGUUUGCUUAUAGGGGUCACAUUAAUGGUAGCACAGUUAUUAACGGUAAUAUUGGAAAUGAAAGCAGCAGCAACUCUUCUUCUGGUGCUGUACCUUUUUCUGUGAUGACACAUCAAAAUAGCCUUGUUGGGUUAAAUUUAAGUAGCCUUAGUGGUGAACAAUCACCUUAUUCAUCAUCCUUUGAUAAAUUAACAUCAAUGGAUAUACCGAUGUCGCCAUCUCAUAAUUAUGCAACAUCGCCUACCAAUACUUUAUCAGGAAUGGUGGUCUCGUGUGAUUUGCCCCCUACUUCUCCUGUGGGAUGCGAAGCACUUUCACCACAAUCUGCAUAUAGUCCAGCAAUAGAAUUGCACUCUCCUACAUCAUCUAGAUGUAAAACUAACACUUACAAAAAUAAGAGUGUCCAAUUACUGCAACAAGUUUCAGAUAAACAUAUCGUGUGCUUGUCACCUGUAGAAGUAUGCGAUAGUAGUAUAUCGAAUGAAAAUAUAGUAGUUACAGCAUAUCAAUCUACGUACGACUCCCAUCAGAGAGAAAUAAUGAUAAGCACAACACCAUCAUCAAAUACAGAUACAAAUCGACUAAGAUCACAUCAACUACUGCAUAAUAGUCCAACACUUAGUCCUCAUGCAAUAUCUCUGAAUUCGGCUUCAUUGCAAUCUCCCACUAAUUGCAAUAUUAUAAAUAGACCUGUGUUAAAGUUGCAAUCAUUAAAUAACGGUUCUACAUCAUCUUUAAAUAAUAUUUGUGAAAAUAUUGUCGAAGUUAGUGCUUCACAACAGAAUCCAACAAUAGUUUCGAUGAGUCCGUGUCCUUCUCCAUCUAAUGACAACAUUACCGUAAAAAAAAUGGCGUUAGAUAUGCAUGGCAUUGAGAAUGACAAAAUCUGUGCACAAUCUCAUGUUACAAUAAAUGAUUUAAGUUGUGAAAAUAAUUCUAGCGAAAACCGAAGUCACCAACAAAUAAAACUCAGUUCAAAACUAGACGAAUGUAAUAUAAAUACAAACGGUAUGCAAUCUCAUAAUACAAAUAUUGAUUGUAAUAUUCAGAAAUGUAAUUUGGAUGAUCAUAAAAUAGAUCAGUAUCCACAAAUAAAUAACAACAAUGGUACUAUAAACGAAAGUUUAAAUGGCAGUAAUAACUGUAGUGAAAUGGAAGAAAUUAAUACAAAAGAAUUGGCGCAAAGAAUUUCCGCAGAAUUAAAGCGCUACAGCAUACCUCAAGCAAUAUUUGCGCAGCGCGUACUUUGUCGUUCACAAGGUACACUUUCUGACCUAUUACGAAAUCCAAAGCCUUGGUCAAAACUCAAAUCUGGAAGAGAAACGUUCCGUCGUAUGUUUAAAUGGCUGCAAGAACCCGAAUUCCAGCGGAUGUCGGCCUUGCGUAUGGCAGCGGCUCAAAUUCCUCAGAGAGGAAACCCAGGUACAAUUAAUUCUGGUCCGAUAAUUACUAACACCACAGUAUGUCGUCGUAAAGAUGAACCACAUAUUGAGCACAUGUCACAUCCAAAGAAACCCCGUUUAGUAUUUACUGACUUACAACGGCGUACACUGCAAGCAAUAUUCAAGGAAACUAAGAGACCUUCUAAAGAAAUGCAAGUUACUAUAGCUCGACAACUUGGACUGGAACCAACAACAGUAGGCAACUUUUUUAUGAAUGCACGUCGGAGAUCUAUGGAUAAAUGGCGAGAUGAUGAUAGCAAACAAAAUAUGAACAAUUCCAGUAAUGGUAGUGGUAGUAAAGAUCGAUCUCACUCAACACUAUCUUCUUGCAAUCCACAUUCAUUAGGCAUAGACGAUGAUAUGGACUUGGGUGAUUUUACUACAGAUGACUGCUUCGACGAUGAUGAUGAAAUAGAUGAUGAAGAAAACAAUGAUUUAUUGUGACAUUUUACAAAGUAUUCUAU
Teleopsis dalmanni is the source of this 2844-nucleotide messenger RNA. It is a transcript of the gene onecut, whose product is annotated as homeobox protein onecut. NCBI's taxonomy places the organism in Eukaryota, Metazoa, Arthropoda, Insecta, Diptera, Diopsidae. Gene Ontology annotation, cellular component: nucleus. Gene Ontology annotation, biological process: regulation of transcription by RNA polymerase II. Bases 59 to 2824 code for a protein of 921 amino acids. The transcript is spliced from 3 exons. Gene Ontology annotation, molecular function: DNA-binding transcription factor activity, RNA polymerase II-specific; RNA polymerase II cis-regulatory region sequence-specific DNA binding. The record is from RefSeq and is a predicted model, not a curated record.